CACACAUACAUACAAUUCCUCAAAACGUGAUUAGUUCAGCAAAGCAAAAUAGUUUUGUUUCCCCUAAAUUGUGUAUUCUGAGAUCACUGAUUUCUCCGCCACCACUGCCUUCUCAAUCCCCCUACUCCAACUGCAAAUCGGAGUGGUCUAAUCCUAAUCCUCAAAUAUUUUUUUAAAUUCACAAAUAAUCAUAUUACUACAACUAAUAAUAAUAAUUAGGGAGAAUAAACUUACCUUCCGCGAAGUUCACAUAUGAACAUAUAUAUCUAAGUAUUCGUUCUAUUUUUAUUCAAUCCCAAUUGGCCAAACUUUUAACCAAAUGAUCGGAUUAAAACUUUGUGUAAAAAAAAUUUUUCUCUUUCAAUAUAUGUUUAAAAAAGGAUAUUUCUAAAAAAAAAGUGAAUGAUUUUUGUAAGCUUCAUUUCGAGUGAACAUUAAACCCACCACCACCACCACUAUACUCAGUGAUUAUAUACCUCUCGUUAACGCUGAAGACAAAGAAACAAAACUGUGAGCAUACUAACAGAUACAUUGCAUUUUGUCACAUUUCUCUUGUGCGCGUGUGCCUGUGUGUGUGUGUGUGCGUGCGUGCGUGGGUCUUGUAACAUAUUACAUUUUGAGUUGAUUCAGAAAAAGACAGAGUGGAAUUCCUCAGUCAUGUAUGGAGCAACAACUGGAUCUAAAAAAAGCAAAAAUUUAACCUCCUACGCCUACAAAUGUCCUGAUCUACAGACAAAACCGAUUUCGAUCAGUAAAUUGGAGAUGAUGACACAUUUUAGUCGGAAAGAACUACAGCUACUGUAUCAAGGCUUUAAACAGAUUUGUCCAUCAGGCGUUGCAAAUAAAGAAUCAUUUGUAGGAAUUUAUCAAAGAUUUUUCCCUAAUCGAGCAUCCAGUGCAUAUGCUCAAUUAUGUUUUCGAGUUUUUGAUAAACGGAGAUCAGGCGAAUUAACAUUCGAGCAGUUUGCUUGUGGUCUAUCAAAGUUGACUAGAGGUUCAAAUAUGGAUAAAAUUAAAUGGAUAUUUACUCUAUAUGAUAUUGAUGAAGAUGGUUAUAUUAGUCGAUCCGAGUUGAAAGAAGUUGUACAAGCAGUUUAUGAAUUAUUAGGUGAUAAAUUAUUUACAGGGAAUACUGUACAAGCUAUUGACGAUAGAGUGAAUGCAAUGUUUAUGAAAUAUGAUCUUGAUCAAGAUGGCAGAAUAUCAAAAGAUGAAUUUCUCAGUGUUACUACACAGGAUCCUGAUUUUAUGGCCAACUUGAGUCUAUUUGACACAGUCACAUAGUAUGGAAAGUUGAACCGAAAGAAAACCGCUUACUGAUUUUGUACUUUUCUCACCUGGUGUUAUUUUCAUCAAAAAAUCACUUGUGGGAAUGUUUUAUUGUAAAUCAAUGCAAUUAUCUAAAAAAAAAAGUAAAGGAAAAACAACCAAAGAACUGAAAAAUCCUUUUUCAUACACUCAGAUCCCUUGACACACAAAGAAAUAAUGAGUUUGUUAUUGUGAAAAGAAUUUCAUGAAUAAAUACGUUAUUGAAGUAGG
Molecule: messenger RNA, 1539 nt
Organism: Trichobilharzia regenti
Lineage: Eukaryota; Metazoa; Platyhelminthes; Trematoda; Strigeidida; Schistosomatidae
Source: the annotation of a GenBank genome assembly